ACUUAUCGAAGACUUUUCCUUGACGAUGUUCUUGUCGUGUUGGCCUGGGCGAUGAUGCUGGCAACGACGGUGAUGUGGCAGGUCGAGGGGCCCGUCUUGUAUCAGUACUCGCCCGUGUUCAGUGGCGAGACACUCCCGACCCUAGAGUUCCUAGAUGCUUAUACGCAGCUGCAAGGAUACAUGGUUGCCUGGCUCGUCUUGUUCUACUCCGGACUGUGGUUGGUGAAACUGUCUUUGUUGACCUUCUUCUACACUCUCGGGACCAAGAUCCGGAGCCACCGUGUGUGGUGGUGGAUCGUCUUUGGCAUCACAAUAGCGUCGUGGAUUAUUUGCAUCGGAAUUAUCGAUUAUCGCUGCACCAUCAACAGCACCGCCUACAUCAUGGCACACUGUGGCUCCAUCGAACAUGUGCAUCAUGACAAUCAGAUCAUCUAUGGCAGCUGCGCCGGCGAUAUCUUGACGGAUACCCUCAUCCUGUCCGUUCCGAUCUUCGUCCUCUGGAACUCACAGCUUUCGCUGCGCCAGAAGAUGGUCUUGUUCGCCUUCUUUUUUGUGACGGUGGUCAUUAUGGCGGUCGCCAUUGUGCGAGUGGCUGUGGGCAUCGACUACGCACAGACGAUGGACAUCUCGUGGGUCUACUUCUGGUCCUCCAUCGAGAUGGGAACGGCGGUGAUGGUUGCCUGCGCCGCAUCUUUUCGGCAGCUCUAUAUCACGCGCAACCGACAUUUCUUUGGUAAA
Molecule: messenger RNA, 738 nt
Organism: Aspergillus brunneoviolaceus CBS 621.78
Lineage: Eukaryota; Fungi; Ascomycota; Eurotiomycetes; Eurotiales; Aspergillaceae
Exons: 4
Source: RefSeq, a predicted model, not a curated record